UGUGACACUGGGGGGAAAAAAGGUAACGCUACAGUUUAAAUUAUGAGCACAUUAAAGUGUUUUGGAUGCAUGUACAUCUAUUGUAUGAGACCUUUAAAACAAAAUUUAGCACGUUUCAAAACCAUAAUAGGUGCACUUUAAAUAUUUACUGGACCCAAGUAAACCAUGACGAGGAAUUGUCGCGUCACUGUAUGUGGGCGUGUCCGACCCCGGUAGCCCCGCCCCUCCGGCGCUAUUUCAGCAGCGUAACGCGGCUGAGUCAGCUACAGAUUGCGCGAGACCGCUGUAGUGUCGUGAAGAGCACAGAACCGCACCGCACGCGCUUCUGACAUGGACACAUAGCUGUUCCCAGAGUGUCAUAGUUAUAACAGAGUGUGUUCCUCACUGUUUUCCACUUCAAGUAGGAUCUGAGUUCAUUGAACGCAAGUAAAGCGCUCACGAAGGAGCUGCAUGAAGUUCACUGAAUUAACAGGAGCACAGAAUUGAUCAUCUUCAUCAUCAUCAUCUUCUUCUUCUUCUUCUUCUUCUUCUUCUUCUCAUACUACUGCUCAGUUUACUUUUUCAUCGAUUACUAGACAGACAUGAGGGAAACGGAAACUAUUGCUCUUUGUGUGCUGUUCCUCUUCUGCUCCUCUUUCACACAAGGUGAAGAUGAUUCCAGCUCACCCGCACAUCUUCCAAACUUCACCAUGCCAUCCACCUCCUCACCUCCCCAGAGGUCCUCCACUGCAAAACCAGAAUCCUUUUCAAGACCUACACUUCUCAGCGCUUCCUCCGAGGAAGAUAGCAGAGCUACAGCAGAUCUCUCUGCUAACGACACGCUCAGCCAGAGCUAUAACGAUACAGUAAACAGUACAGUCGCUCCAGGUUUUCCUACAGGAGCUGCUGGACCUACAGUGAAUACUCUUGCACCUACAAACAGUACAAGUGUUCCAGGAAACCUAACAGAAAGUCAAGAUGGGGCUAAUCUUUCAGUCGGAGAUAACCAGACCUCAAGAGCAUCCAGUACAACACUAUCUGAUACCGUCACCACAUCUCUGCCCAAAGGCGUGACUAAACCGAGCACAUCGGCUCCCUCUACACGCUCCCAGACUCUUUCUGCCUCCACUAGGCCUCAGAUUACCACCAGCCUAUUGGCAACAACCACUCGAAGCAGGAGCAAGUCCUCAACUGUUACCACCAAAGACAUAUCUGCUCCAACCACCACCACCACUACAACUACCUCAUCCACCACCACUACCACUAUCCAGACCACAGAGCAUAGCAGCACUCCUGUCCAGGCUAAAGCUCUUGCAGGCACCCCUUCUGAGCUGAACGUUGGAGACAACACUGAAUACUCUAAUACAUCAAUGGAUCCUCUCUUGGCCGGCCUGGUGUCCGUGUUUGUCGUGACCGCUGCCAUUGUCUCUCUUCUGAUUUUCCUGAAAUUCCGACACAGGAACGAGCGUCCGGAAUUCCGUCGACUCCAGGAUCUCCCCAUGGAUGAUAUGAUGGAGGACACGCCUCUCUCCAUGUACAGCUACUGAGUGGUGAUGAGAAACCGUUAACAUGACAGCCUUGAAUGACACCCAGGCCUCCUCUGAGCUCGAUCAUCACAAACACCUAUCUGUUCAAAAAAUUUUUCAAUUACUUGUCCAAACUGAAACGUGAGCUUAAUUAUCCAGUCGUGAAUUUGCAGUCGGAACUGAACGAGGCCCGGAUCUAUACGCAGCUCUGAUUUAGGAGGCUUUUAAACUGUCACUUUUUUUUAUUUGGAGGCAGAAUGUCUCUCAGUCCUGCGCUAUAAAGGAACAAGUCUUCUGCUUCUUAAAACAUGCAAACAAGGUCAGAGAUGUUAGACCUGCUGAGCCUCUUGGGGGCCUAAUUCCGUUUUAAAUAGGCAGAGGGACGUGUAAUAAUAAUAUUUGAUAUUUCUUUUAAAUAAGAAACUAAGGCUUGUUGACUAAAUGAGAGGAUUAGCUUUGUUUGUGUCGUUUUAAUCCCUCACAGUGAGGGUGCAGGAUGAUAUGAUAUUUAAAUACACCCCAGCCCAAAUCCAUCUCCAUGCAAACCCCAUUACAUAAAAGUACACAAAUUCUCAGAUAAAAUCUUAGACCUUGCUUAUUUCGUCAAAUGUAUUAGGGAUAACCAAAAAUGAAGACCAAAGGAGUGAUGUGCCUUUAACGCAAAAAAUUUUAAUACUCCUGGUCAGCUAUAGGUGUGUGUGUGUACGGCUGGUGUUUUGUGUUUUUAUUGUAGUUUGAUCACGUUUAAUGCCACAGACCGAACUAAAUGAUACAGAAUAGCAAUUGUGGUAUUUUGUUUAGAUAACUGCUUGCUCUAACAUGCUAACGGGACACUAAACGAGUGCUCUAUUAAAGACAAGGUCACUUGGCAGGUAAAAUUUGUUAAGCCUGUAAAUAAGACACAGACAGUGCUAACUGUAAAAUAUAAAUAUCUAGUGUGCUAAUUUAAGUGCCUAAUUUAGAGUGUUAAAAUUGGUCAGUCUAGAGAUAAUCUGAAGUCGUUUCUCAGUAAACAUUUAAUAAUAAACAUUUCCCCCAUUCACACACGCAUAAUCACUGAUUAGUUUUUUUUCUUCAAAUUUUAAAUACCAUGUAAAUGAUAUCAUUUAAACAAAAUGUAUAUACACACACACACACUCACACAUAUAUGUAUGUGUGUGUGUUUGUUAUGGUUGUUGCUGAUGUGGCUCUAUACAUGACUUAUCUAUUAGGAGACACAAUACAGCCUUUGGCCUGCUCUGAAGAAAUUAAGAGCAGCGAUAGAUCAAACACAGUAGCAUGCUAGGACCAUAUGAUUAAUUUAAUCCAAUUCAAAGAACAUGCUGUGAUUGUAUAACAACAAACUGACCCUGAUGCUUUAUUUGUUGUGCUGGCAUUUAGGGUUUACGGUUUAAUUGAACUUCAGAUUUAUUCUUUACAGCUCCUCUAUAAACAAAACCCACAAUGAGCCUAAACGUUUAGCUCCGAGCUCUGAAAGGCAUCGCUGUGGAAUUGCGUACGUUCUCGUGAAGCUGCUAUAAGAAUCCAGUAUGGCGUUUUAAGUGGGAUGUUGGUUUUCAAGCCGCAGGAAUCACUGACCAGAGAGGAGCUUUGAUGUGAGGAUGAUUAUUACUAUGUUGCCUGGAUAACAGUGUAGUCAUUUGCUCUUGAGUCUGUCAUCAGUGUUGACUGAGAUUGAUUCAAGCAAAACCACAAAUACUGGUGUCUGUUAUUAAAAAAAGAAAAUAAUCAUAAGAAUGUUGUAUCUACCCUGGUGCUGGUCACAAUUCUUUGUGCACAUUUUAGCAACUGUGUGCAAGGAGGCAGAGUGAGUACACGGCGAGAGAAAUGUGUCAUUGUUGAGCAAGAUCCUUAAGGUAGAGUUCACACAUACAGCGACUCGCAGUGACAAAGUGACUACAGACCGUUUUCAAUAAGAGCUGCGACUUCUGGCGACAGCGAUGGUUGGCGACUGGACGUCGGCGUGUCCAGCGACGUGACAAAGUUCAGAAAAGUUGAACUUUAUGGAUUUGGAGCGACUUGGUGCAGCGAGAACCAAUGGGAGUGAAGACAGUAGAGCGCACGUAAUGCGUGAUCCGCCAUGCUGCCUGCGAGUCCGAAAUGUUUCCUGGACCCAGACUGUCCACAGAUAGAUGACCACAAUGUCAAAGAGCACACGCUGCUUCUCCUUCAUCUCAUAGGAUAUAAUGCAUAUUUACACACUGGUGAAUUUUAAAUAUGAACGUUCUCCCUCCAGCAUGUUUCAUUUUAGCAGCAAGAAAACUGAUUUGUUGUCAAAAGUCGAAUGCUAAUUGUGCCACCCACUAUGGCAACCAUUAGUAUAAACGCCUACUUGCGACUUCAUAUUACAGUGACUGGAAACUUGCAGUGAUAAAAAAAAAAAAAUCUCUGUGUGUGUGAACGUAGCGAAGUUUACUGUAACCCACAAAUUUACACCGCCCCCCCAACAAAAAAUCAUCCCAUUUGCCCAACAUGGCUAAACAACUGCAUGUUCAACAACUGAUAUAACAUGUGUGGAGUUGUAAUCAGCUAUGCAUGUAGUUACAGCAGAUGUACACAUGAUUAACAUAACUAAGUUUUUAAUUUUGCAGGAAAUCAUGGGAUUUAACUAUUGUGCUGUCGUCCUUAAGCAGUAAAAGUAUGAACUAGGACAUUUAAAAAAACAACAACCAUCUAUUGUUGGACAAAUCGCUUGUAUUAAUUAAAUGCCAACACGCUUGUGUGUGAAUGUGAUUAUAAAUGUGCUCACAGCUCAACUAUGUAAAUUUAGUGUUGAUUUCCACUUGUACACUUGGUCACACAGUAUAAAAAUGGCUUUUUUGUGUGUCUUGCUGUUUAGUAGGUUGUUUGUUUGCACUUUAUUGUUGGAUGUGCUGGAGGUGGGGAGUGGUGUGUUAUUCUGGGAAGGUUUUUAAAGUUAUCAAAAUAAUGUGUGCAGCUUUUUUUUAUUUUGUGAAAGUGAACCUCUCUCUUCAUGUUUGUAAUAUCAUGCUUGUAUUAGAUUGGUGUUCUGUAAACACGCACUCUUGGAAGGUGCUCAUUACGUGGCUCGCUUAGAGGGUUUCUUACGUCAUAAAGUUUGGAUCAAGCACAUGCCUCCUACGCUGCCAGCCGUAAUUCAAAGUGUCUAUCAUUUCAUAUUCAGUUACAGUUUAUCACAGCGUGCAAAACGUUUGAGCAGCUAUCUCUGGGAUGAGUCUGUGCUUGUCUGAGAGUGGUAACUAACUAAGACCGCUCCUGUCACUCAAGAGCAGGGGAGGAGCGGCAUCGAUGAGACGACUAACCUUUACAUGCUGCACCAAACCCUUCCGAGUUUACGUGACUCUUCAUGCCUUUCUCUCUGUUUCAUCAUCGGUCUCGUCAUUGUGGUCUCAUCACUUGUGGUUGCGGUCUGAUUGAAAGAGGCUGAAAUGGAAACUCUAACACAUCAUCAGGCAGAGCUUGCUCAGGCAUUUGGAAUUUUUAAACAUUUAAUAUUUAGUGACACUCACAAUAACUUACAGGUUUUAAAAAAAGCCAUAUACUAUAUUUCAAUUCACUGUAUGUUUUUGCUCUGAUCCAGAAUCAAAUGCUUAUGCUGUUGUUUUUCAUGAUAUAUAUA
Ictalurus furcatus (blue catfish) is the source of this 5106-nucleotide messenger RNA. RefSeq lists its product as uncharacterized. The coding region runs from base 582 to 1526 and encodes 314 amino acids. NCBI's taxonomy places the organism in Eukaryota, Metazoa, Chordata, Actinopteri, Siluriformes, Ictaluridae. The record is from RefSeq and is a predicted model, not a curated record. The transcript has 5 exons.